CGGAGUAGGGGCGGCUGAUGAGGAGAGACGGUCUCCCCGGGCUGCCAACGAGCCGUGGUGUUGACUCCAUGGCCCCCGAUGUCAGAAGCACAGCGACUCACUCGGGCUGGUCUUCUGUGGGUUGAAAUGUCUAUGAUUUUAUCUGCUUCAGUCAUUCGUGUCAGGGAUGGACUACCACUGUCUGCAUCUACUGAUUAUGAGCAGAGCACAGGAAUGCAGGAGUGCAGAAAGUACUUUAAAAUGCUCUCAAGGAAACUUGCUCAAUUUCCUGAUAGAUGUACACUGAAAACUGGACACUAUAACAUUAAUUUUAUUAGCUCUCUGGGAGUGAGCUACAUGAUGUUGUGCAGUGAAAGUUAUCCAAAUGUUCUCGCCUUCUCUUUCCUGGAUGAGCUUCAGAAGGAGUUCAUUACUACUUAUAACAUGAUGAAGACUAAUACUGCUGUCAGACCAUACUGUUUCAUUGAAUUUGAUAACUUCAUUCAGAGGACCAAGCAGCGAUAUAAUAAUCCCAGGUCUCUUUCAACAAAAAUAAAUCUGUCCGAUAUGCAGAUGGAAAUCAAGCUGAGGCCCCCUUAUCAAAUCCCAGUGUGUGAGCUGGGAUCAGCCAAUGGAGUCACAGCUGCAGUCUCUGUUGACUAUAAAGGUGCUGGCAAGAUUUCUUCUGCCCAUCAGCGACUAGAACCGGCAACUCUGUCAGGGAUUGUGGCGUUUAUCCUUAGUCUUUUAUGUGGAGCUCUGAAUUUAAUUCGAGGCUUUCAUGCCAUAGAAAGCCUCCUGCAGAGUGAUGGUGAGGAUCUUAAUUACAUUGUUGCGUUUUUCCUUGGAACAGCAGCCUGCCUUUACCAGUGUUAUUUACUUGUGUACUACACCACCUGGCGGAAUGUCAAAUCAUUUCUGACUUUUGGCUUAAUCUGUCUGUGCAACAUGUAUCUCUACGAACUGCGUAACCUCUGGCAGCUUUUCUUUCAUGUGACUGUGGGGGCAUUUGUUACACUGCAGAUCUGGCUGAGGCAAGCCCAAGGCAAGGCUCCUGACCAUGAUGUCUGACAUCUCAGACCUUCAGAUGAUUUGCCUUUGCCUUCCGGGGAAGAAGGAGAGGACAUAAAUUAGUGGCCACUGUGACGAAGAAACCAGUCACCACACAUGAGAAGCUCUGCUUUCUUUCUCUGCCCAUUUUUGUUUUACAAAUCAGCCUGGCAUGCCCGUGAGCGUGUGAGACCUGGUGAGAAAACUCCCAUAAGGAUCCUGCAGUGGAAUGUCAGGCCCAUCACAAUACAAGAAGUUCAGCAUCACCUGAAGACCUGGCAGUCAGCACUGAAUCCUCACUAGAGAGUUAAGUGAAGCUUAGUCAUGGGACGUGCACUGAGGACCAAGCAGAAGUGCUACAACCUGAGUUUGCCUUUGUGAGGCAUUAGUGUAGACCAUUGAAGGGGAUGCUGCAGGAACUGGAAAGCUCCGAUCUCAAACAGCCACUGUACUAAGUGUCAGAUUCUUUGCACAAUUAUAGUACCAAGAGUUUAUGAAGCCUAGAAUGGCAUGAAAUUGUUUUUUUUACUUUUCUGUUUCUGCCACCUUCUAACUCUGGAGAUCACCUGGUGUGGGAGUGGCCUGUGAUGCACAUCUCUACAAUGUCACAAGUCCUGACAACACAGUGAUGUGUGUUUUCUUUCUAGACCAUGUUUAUCAUUCUUUUGAAUCACUAAAAAUACACAAUUCAUUUGACUAUUUUGGUCUUCCAAACUCUUAUCAUUUGGGUACUAUGUAUGCUAUUAUUUGCUUAGUUUCUAACCUUUAAAAUCUUAAAGUAUUUAAUAAAGAAAGGAGCCCCUACUCCAAGUGGAAAAUCAGUAUCAGUUUGCCAGCACACAGUGAAAUGCUAAGUUCUUACAAGAUACUGAUACCUACCAGGGCUCUAGUCCUGAGUGGCACACUCAUUGUAAUAAUGAGGUGUUGCCUGGCACCAAAAUGAGAGCCCUGUGGAAUACUCCAAGGAUAAUGGGAAACUGCAAAGGCAAUGGCAUUUUCAUGGUGGCACAGCUCUGGUUAGUUAUGGUUUGCACCCAAAACCAUUUCAUUUGUUCCAGAGGUGCUGAGUGUGAGAAAUGGGAUUUCCCCUGACAAUUCCUGUUACUUCAUGGUUUGGGGAGCUAACUAGUAUCCAGAAGAAAUAACACUCUUAUACCUGUAGGAAGAUUAUUCAAGCCAUUUUGAAUUCAUAAUAUAGAAGCACAGCUUGAUUGUAUUUGCAAAAAUGUACAAGUCACCUGGUUUGUAUUCAUCAUGAAUGAUUUGCCUUUGUUUUUAAAGAAAAGAUUCCAAACAGAGAAUGCAUACAAUUCUAUAUUUUAUAUCAUCCCCCCCCCCAACAAUGGGACUUGGUAUGUAAUUCCUUCAGGGACUGUAAUUACUUGGUUGAAGGUGUCUAGAGGGUCAGGUCACUGAACUGCCUCAUCUGCCUAACCCAUUGUGUGGAUACUUGCAGAACUAGAAGAUCUUCAUAUGUGGAACCUUCACUGCCCCUCCAUCCUAUAAAAUAAGGUAGAAGGAAGGCAGUAAGUGGAUUUAUGAUGUCUAUGGUUUAUUUAAAACAAGAAACUCCAAAUCUGUCUAGGUUUCUGUUGUAACAAAGCUGCUGACAAAGUUGUCGUGUACCUUCUCAGAGAUGCCCCAAGGCAUCACAUGGGCCUAAGACAUCAGAGCCACAUGGACUAUGUUUGGCAUUUUAUACUUAUUGAGCCUUGUAAAUAAAGUGGUUCAACUUAGGAAGGCUUCCUAAACUAGUGAGUGGGUAGAGCAGAAGAUAUUUCUUAUAAUAGUUAGUCAACCAGGAAGCUCGAGCUGUCUGAUCAAUUGUGGCUUUACUAUGUCCUGGUAUUUGAUAGCUCUUACGAGUUUGGUUCAAAAGCUACCUCAACAUCACUAAGUUGUCUUGCAGUGUUUAGUGUUUGAAUCUGUUCAGCAGGGACACUUGAAAAAUCACGAGUUAUUUCUAAAAGCUUGUUUUUCUGACUGUGUUUUCACCAGCUGUUUUGGGUUAAGAGGGUGUUUACAUCUUUAAUGUAAAGAAUGAAACAGCUGUAAGUAAUCUUUUCUUAUACCACUGCCAUUUUCAUUAUUUGGAAUGUGCAUUCCUAAGAGGGUACAUGACUACCAUGAUGUUGUUCAAGAAUCUCUAGGCUUGUCAUGGGCCUAGAGAAUUUCUUCAGUGUCUAAGCUGUAGCACUGAUAGCAGCUUGUAUUUGAAGUGCACCUUUACUCCUAAGUGUUCCCUCCCUCAGGGUCCUUGUGAGGUCUGUGUGGCUGUGUUUGUGUUACGUGGAUGCAAUGGAGUAAUCAGAUCCCUGGCUUAUACGUCACAUAGCUAAGUACACGUGCGCUAAUCUCGCACCAAGCUCUUUGACUAGUGUGGGACUAAUGGCUCUGUUUGUGACGACAGUCUUCCCAGUGUGUGUUAAUGGACAUUUAUCUUAAUUUAACCAGUUUGAAAUGCUGCCUGUUGACUGCGCCAAGAACAGAUACUCUAUCAUAAUCUAAAAGUAUUUGCUUUAUUUGUCUGGGUUUGAAACUUACUCAUACUGAGUCUUUUCCCUGAAAGAACAACAUGCCAAGAAAAGCCACAAAAGACAGUGCUGACAAAAGCUGAACAGAAAGGGAGACAGACCAGAAGAGUGAAGGGCUAGACCUGCCACUGUGGCUCAGAGGGUGUGACUCGGUGUCCAGAAGCUGGGGUCAGAAGGGAGCAACUUAGACAGGGCUCUGUCCAAGAUAAAACACAUUCUAGAUAAGGCCUCCUGUACUGAUGAAUUUGGUAAAAAUGUUCUCUCUUGGGGUCCUGGGAAGUGCUAAAAUGAGGUGAACUCUUAAAUAGACAUUGUAUUUGCAUAUUGUGUAGAUUAUCUAUUUGUUGCAGGCUUCCAUUUCUAUGUGUGAGCAUGUGUGUGUGUUUGUGCAUAUGAGUGUGUACAGAUUUUAUUUUGUUGCCAUAAUUAAGAAUUCUUGCCCUGAACUAAGAACAAGUACCUGUUAAAGCUUGAAAAUCCAUCUGAGACAAAUGGAUCAUGGAGAACCUUUACCCAGUUUUGUAAUUUAUAAAGCAAAUGUGCUAUUCCAGUUUAACACAAUUCUUUCUGCUUUGUAGGGUUUUUUCACAGCAGACUCAAGUCUGGAAAAGUGCAUUUCGGUUAGACCAUGUCAGGAAUGUCUCUCAGCUAUGGCUUUGCCAAGGCUCCACUGAGGCCAGGACCUUGGCCUGAGACUUUGCCUCUGGUGCAGACCCAGGUUGACUCCUCUGUGCUCCUGUAGUAUGCUGACCUCCAAAUGAAUACUUAACUUGGCCUUUUUUCUCCAGAAGGCUUAACCUAAGGACACACUGCUGGAUUUCCAGGGGAGUAUGGUGGAGUGUGUGCUUAUCACUUGUUCUUUAACAAGCUAAAAUAACUUUGUUAGAGCUGCCAUGGAGUAUUUGGUUAAAGAACAAGUAACUGAUUUCAAAAGCAUCCACCACUUAGACCAAAGUGAACACUUAGCCUCACCACAGAUCACAGGUCAUUCUAUGUCAUGGUCAGGGUUUCUUAGUCUUUUUCUGCACUUCUUGAGGAAGUGGAAUCUUAGACACUGCAGUAAGUAGCACCUGUUCUGUUGUUUAAGUUGGAUUUGAUAAUAUCCUCACUAAGGAUCAGCAAGAGAACCCCCUGCAACUCUAAGGGUUCUGAGUGGGUUGGUGAGGACCAAGCAGGCAGGAGUGCAGCAAGUCUGUAACUGCCACUUGGUGAGAGGCACCACUUGGUGAGGCAUUUGUUCAUGUUCACUCUUGCUCUGGGGCUGCUGUCAGAUAGCAGCCUCCAGCUUAAGCACUGGCUGUUCCAAAGAAAAGCAGUCCCUGCCGCUGACUCUUAAGUCAUGUCCACAAACCUCUAGGCUUAUGGUUUCAUGAAUGGCUGAGCUUUUCAAAUAGAGUAUUAGGCAGGUGAAAUUCAGUAAAUGUUGACCCCUGUGUGCCUGGAAGCCAUAUGCAUCCUGCUUAUUAAUAGUGACUGGCAUUGACACAUGGGAGGACACCCAGUGUCCUGUGCUUUGGCAGUGCUGGUGUGUAAGCAGUUACCUCCGCACACCUGAGGGCUCUGAGAGAUUACAGGGAGGAGUUCCUGGAUCAGCACUGUAGCAUCACACCCUUCCCAGCGUUUCCUUGGCAACAAACAGUAUUUCCAGCCCAGCCUCACCCCCGGUUCACAUUUGCCCUUUUCUACUGUAUUCCACAGCACAGCCAUGCGGGCAUCAUCCAUGUUCAUGGGGCUCCGUCAGGCUCCAUCUGAGAUCAGGAGACAGUAGAGAGAACAGAUGGAGCAAACAAAGAAAACAGAAUUGUGUGUUCCACAACAUGACUCUGGGUGUAGCCGUGUUGCCCUUGCAGAAUCCUGAAGGCAUUCUUUCCUACAGAUGAACUGCCCAACCCCUAAAGAUGUCACACAGCUUUACCACAGUCAGUGUGAUCCUUGGGGUGGCACCAGGAUUGUAACCCAGAUUGACCUCACUAGGAACUCAUACUCUUAGCUACCAUAUAAUCUCAAACCACAUCACAUAGGUUCCUGUAUAACUACAUAUGUAUGCAGGUAAUAUGCUUUUUACAUACUGAACAAAGCCAUUGCCAAUUCCUGUGGUAAGGCAUCCCAAAAGGAAAAAAAUAGUUAGCUAAAAUCCCUGCACUUCUAAUCAUGACAGGACAGAUGCUCAAGGGCCUAGGAUUAAAGCACCUAGGUCAAGGUAUCCAGACAUUUAGUAUUUAUAAGUGUGGCUGGUGAGUCACAUGAUACAAACCUUAUUUUCCUAGGAUGUUGCCAGAAUACUCUGGUUCUUCUGCUUGGAGUAAUUUUGUGACCAUUCUGAUAUGAGUCUCUAGGUGUGAAUGCAGGAAACAGAGGGAAUAGCUUUCUACAGCUGAGGCUGUUUGGAUCCAGCCUCCCUGGUUCUCUCCUCCUUGUGCUGUGACCUUGCAUGUCUCUGACACCUUCCUGUCUUAGUUUCCUCCUGUGUAGUGAGAUUGUAAAAUGAAUAGAUGUAGGGAAAGCCCUGGGACCAGCACCAGGCAGAAAGCCAUGACCACAACACUCAAGAAUGUGGUAAAUCCUUGCACAAAACUCUUUAGAAGCCAUCCCCUAGGGGGAUUCUGUUGCAAUAUCUAGCAUGCAGUGAUACCCUGGGUAGACACUUAUGUGGACUUCUGGGCAGAGCACACAUCCAAAGAGAGAAAGGAAUUGAGUGACCCACACCUGCUGUAUGUCAGCUGCUCUGUUGAAGAAAUGAUCAUUACACACCUUAAUAUCCUGAAGAAGGGAUGCAGUGACAACCCUGAGAGGUAAGCUAUGCCUUUCAGUCCUCUCCCUCCCAGUCCCAAGGCACAGAUAUGCUGGGGAACUCUGCCCUAUCCAGUGUGGCACUGGAGUCUGGGCCUCAAUAGACUUUGCUUUGAAUAUACCUGUCUGUCUACCUGACAGUCUUGGAUGACACCUUCCCUGGUGUCCCUGUGAGUCCCUAUUGAUAGGGAGGUGAGAGGUAGGAGGUGGGCAGCCAGCAGCCUGCAACCUACAGUUCUGUCAGCUGAAAGGAAUUCUUGAAAAGCACAAAUAUAGCAUGGCUAUAAAAAGAUAAAGGUGCACUGCUCUGAAAACAGCCAGUAGGAAGUGCCACCAUGGUCAAGUGGGGAAGCAAACUUUGCAAAACUGGAAAACCAGGGAAAGUAAGGCUAAGGAGAGAUGCUGACAAGCCCGAGACUACAGCCAGCCAGGCCUGAACGGAAAGCUGGCCAGCAGAAAGUGAUGAGGCUCCCUGAGGGAUUCCAGUGAGUGCUUUCUUGGGAAGCAUGACAGGGUCCUGGGGACCAGUGUGCUGUCACUGUGAGCUGGGGUGGCUCUGCAGAGCUGAGGUGGAGGGCUGGGAAACGCCCUAUGUGGCCUAUGGGCUUCCGUUCUAAGCUCCACUGUCCUCCUCUCUCCCUUUUCUCUAGACCCACCCGCUCUGUGACCUCCCCAGCCUGUGGCUCAGAUCUUCAAGACAGAGCUCCCAGUGAUGCUGGCCUGCACGGCUGCUGCUGAGGACAAAGCCAGGGCCUUUCCUGACUUUUGUUUUGAGGUGGUGACACAAAAGCCAUGGUUUUUGGAGUUGCUGUUGCUGCUGCUGCCAUUCUCUAGCUCAGGAGCAGUUAGGCUUCUUGGUACCACUGCCCAGCAUUCCAUCUCCCAGUGUCCGUGCUUUCUGCCCAGGUGAGCGGGUUCAGCAUUGCUAUCCAGUGCUGGGGAGCUCAGGGUCUAUUGAUUACUUCUGAAGAAGCAUGCCUACUACCCAUAAUUCACCAUGUGAAAAACUUCAGCUUGGCCUCAGAGCUCUAUGCCUCUUGGGUGACAUUUGCUUUUGGAAGUUCAUAAAUACACUUGUGACUUUGAAAGUUUUGAAGUCGCUUGGCUUUGUUACAGACCUGAGCUUCAUCCUCUCCAAUACAGGAAGUCCUUGUGGCUCUCCAUCAAUUCCUUGCUAACUUCCUCUGUUACUUACCAUGUUAGCUGACAUCUGCCAAUUGCUACGCACAGGGAUGGGGUGCUUGAACCUGACCUGUAUACCAGUGGAAUGUUUUCUAGUAAGUUCUAUGAAUUAGCUUUCUAGGUGUGGAUAUCCUUGGGAAGAAAUGUAGAGCUGGACCUGUUCUUUGGGAUCUGCUCGGUGAGCAUGAUGGGUAUGCGAAGGACUUUGGAACUGUCCCCUUGUGUGAUCCUGUGGCCGUGUGUACAUGUGGUCUCAAGGGGUGCUCGAAGGCUCAGCCACAGCAGGGAGGAUUUCUUUAGGGGUUGAGGUUCCUACUCUGACCAAUAGUAGCCAUGAAGUGUUUUGUUUUGGAGACAGCAUUUCUCUAUAUAGUUCUGAGGCUUGCCCUGAACUCACAGAGCUCUGCCUGCCUCAGCCUCCCAAGUGCUAAGAUUAAAGGUGUGCAUGAUCACACCCCACCAAGUUCGAAUUUCCAUAUCAUUGAAUUCUCUUUCUAAUUUGUGUGCCCCAGCCUCUAUAACGAAUUUCUACCUCUAUAACUUAUAUCAUUCCUACGCAUAUCUGAAGCCCUGCUGAGGUCUAGGCCUGCCAUGCCUAGAAAUGUGGCCACUGCUUCCGUGAAGCCAGUAAACUUUCUCACAGGUCCCUUUAUGUUACCUGUGUCCAAUUUAAUUUGCCCGUACCUCUCUAGAGUUAUUUCUUGGACCUAGCUAACCCUGAAUUUGAUGGUACAGCAAAUAGAGUCUCCUGAGAAGGCGCCCUGUCUGGUCUCCAGCAACAGUACCAGUGCUUCCUCUGAACCUCCUGAUACUUAGGUGUGGUCCUAAGCCAACAGUUCAAGGUUUCUGCACCUCAGCUUCGUCCUCAGCGGAAUGUGAUGACCAGGAGGAGCUCUCAAGAUGGCAUUUGUACAGUGCCUAACCCAGUAUGGCACACAGCUGUCACCGUCCCUGCCCACUUCCUCAGGUCCUUCCAGUGGUCUGUCUAAGCUUUGUUUUCCUUCUGGCACAUCCUGUCCUGGACCCUUACCCAAAUGAAAAUCAGACCAGAAAACAGAACCAGUGAAAGUGUUUUUAAUAGUUAAAUUAUUUAAAUAGACUUUUCAAUUUCCAUGGGAAAUCAUAAUUGUAUCAUUUUUGCAAGAGCAGGAAUAAAAAGAGUGCACACACCCCUUAGAGGGAACGAAGAGCUAGCACUGCACGCUGUCACCAGUCACUGCUGGAGUGGGGAGGAGCCUCCACGGGAAAACACAGUAUAAACUCAGCACACACACUGUACUCUGGUUGGAAGCUAAACAAAAACCCACUGGCAUUGGCAGGACAUGUGGAGGGCCAGGGACUUGAGAACAGUGCGAGGGAAGCAGCCCCUGUCCCAGAGGCGAGGGCAGUGCAGAACUCGAGUGGAAUGGCAGAGCACAGAACAGCUGCAGGGGCGGCAGCUCGGGGUCCAUACUUUAUUUCUCAGGGCUGGAGGAUGGUGAAGGACAUCAAAGUAACAUUGAGCUGGCACUUGACUGCCACCUCACCUUACUCUCCUGUCAGAGGGGAGAAUAAUUGCACCCUGAGAAGCAAUGAGAAGAUCUGGGCACGGACAGGACGGGUGCUGUUCAAGUUUAUCUGUGAUAGAAUGUCGGUUUUCAAAGGUGCUCUUGGAAACUACAAAAACAGUGUUUUCUCCUCAGGACAUUUAACCGUCCCCUCCCACUAAAACCAGAGAAAAUUUCCCUGUGUCUGGGGGUGGAAGGCAAGACUACACCAUUUCCCUAAACCAGGACCUAUAUAUAGAUUGCAUCCCCAGGUCAUAGGGACCCUUUCCAAGACAGCCCCCUGCACCUGGGCCAGCUGAGGAGGCUGUAAAGGCUGGGCUUCCUCCAGCCCUGGCCACUGUUGAGCUCCUAGGUAGCCCCUUUGUGAGGGGAGGGACCCAUGCAACAGCUCUGGGAUGGAGCAGAAGAGCAGUACUAGUAAGUGGAGAAUGCUUGGACACCGCCUGGACCGGAGCAGUGCCUGUGUCUUCUUCUGAUGGCAUUUGUUUACUUGGGAAAUGGGAUGUAAGGUGGGAUUAGAAAGAGGGACUAGUGUGGUACCCCAAAACAACACACACCCCUGCUCUGGCUGUGCCUAGAAAAAACAAAGCCUGCCAAGUCUGCGAUGAGGGGAACACACCCUUCAGGGAUUGGCUCCACAGUAUGAACACACACGUACACCAGUGCACACGCUGACAGACAGACGUACAGUACAGAGGAGCAGAAAUGCCCUGCUGGGCACAGCUGUUUCCUAAUAGAGUGUACAAAAUAUAGAAUUUGGUAUAUUUGUUAGAUCUCCAAGGUUUCAAUAAUACAAAAUAAAAAAUACAAAAAGACAAGUUGGGGUUCCCACCUCCCUACCCCAGGGGCCUCCUCGUUUGCUUGUGUGUCUCUUACACACAUACAACUAGCAUGUCUAAAGAAUGGCAGAGAAAACUUGUUCUGUUUUAUUUAAUAAAUAUUUUCUUUUGCUCAGA
This is a messenger RNA of Grammomys surdaster, 10038 nucleotides long. It is a transcript of the gene Sec22a, whose product is annotated as SEC22 homolog A, vesicle trafficking protein. Lineage: Eukaryota; Metazoa; Chordata; Mammalia; Rodentia; Muridae. Bases 79 to 1050 code for a protein of 323 amino acids. Gene Ontology annotation, biological process: endoplasmic reticulum to Golgi vesicle-mediated transport. The record is from RefSeq and is a predicted model, not a curated record. The transcript has 8 exons.